Molecule: messenger RNA, 3774 nt
Organism: Pogoniulus pusillus (Red-fronted tinkerbird)
Lineage: Eukaryota; Metazoa; Chordata; Aves; Piciformes; Lybiidae
Product: arylsulfatase H-like
Exons: 9
Coding region: 1852-3636 (594 amino acids)
Molecular function (GO): arylsulfatase activity
Source: RefSeq, a predicted model, not a curated record
AGAGUUAAUAUUCACAAGUCCAUGGGCCCUCAUGAGAUACAGCCCUGGAGAGAACUGGCUGAUGUCACUCUACCACUCUCCACACUUUUUGCUAAAUCUUGGCAAGCAGGAGAGGUGCCUGAGGACUGGAGGAAAUCCAGUGUCACUUCAGCCUUCAAAAAGGGCAAGAAAGAGAUUCCAGGGAACUAUAAACCAGGCAACCUCACCUCCACCCCUGGAAAAACAAUGGAGAUUACCUCUAGGCACUCGGAAGAGAAGGUGAUCAUCAGGAGUAGUCAGCAUGGAUUUACCAAGGGGAAAUCAUGCUUGACUAACCUGAUAGCAUUCCAUGAUGCUGUAACUGAAUGGGGAGAUACAGGGAGACCAGUGGAUGUAGUCUACCUUGACUUGAGCAAGGCUUUUGACACCGUCUCUCAUAACAUCCUUGUGAACAAGCUCAGAAAGUGUGAGAUUGAAGAGCAGUCAGUUAGAUGGGUUAGGAACUGGUUAAACAAUAGAGUUCAGAGUGGUGAUCAAUGGUGCCAAGUCCAUCUGGAGACCUGUAACUAGUGGAGUUCCCCAGGGAUCAGUGCUGUGUCUGGCCCUGUUCAAUAUCUUAAUAGCAUUGAUGAGGGCACAGAGUGUCUGCUCAGCAAGUUUGCUGAUGAUACCAAACUGGGAGGGUUGACUGACACACCUGAAGGCUGUGCAGCCAUUCAGCAAGAUUUGGACAGACUGAAGAGCUGGGCACAGAGGAACCUAAUGAGGCUCAAUAAGGAUAAGUGCAGAGUCCUGCACCUGGGGAGGAAUAACAAACUGCACCAGUACAGGCUGGGAGGUGACUGCUGGAGAGCAGCCCUGUGCAGAGGGACUUGGAAGUCCUGGUGGACAACAAGCUAUUCAUGGGACAGCAAUGUGCCCUUGUGGAUGAGAUCCUGGGGUGCAUUAAGAGGAGUGUGGCCAGCAGAUUGAGGGCAGUUCUUGUCCUCACCUCUGCUCUGCCCUGGCGAGACCUCACCUGGAAUACUGCAUUCAAGAGGAACAGGCAUCUACUUGAGAGAGUCCAAUAGAGGGCUGUGGAGAUCACUGAGGGGCUGGAGCACUGCCCAGGGAGGAGAGGCUGAGGGAGCUGGGGCUUUUUGGUCUCAUGAAGAGAAGAGUUAGAGGGGAUGUAAUGAAUGUUGAUGAAUAUGAGGGCUGGGUGUCAGGGCAGAGGGGACAAACUCUUCUCAACUGCACCCAGCAAUAGGACAAAGGGCACUGGUUACUAGAAUACAAGAAGUGCCACCUCAACAUGAGGAAGAACUUCCUUACUGUAAGGGUCACGGAGCACUGGAACAGGUUUCCCAGAGAGGUUGAGGAGUCUCCUUCUCUGGAGACUUUCAAGACCCAUCUGAAUGCAUUCCUGUGCAACCUGAGCUAGAUUCUAGGGUGCUGCUCUGGCAGGGGGAUUGGCCUCCAUCUGUGGAGGUCCCUUCCAGCUGCUAACAUCCUGCGAUCCUGUGAGGUUUUUUGUUCUUUACUUUUUCACAAUGCGAAGGUACCAGUCUGUGUGAGAAAGAUGUCACAAGAAGUUGAUCCCAUUCUCAGUUUCCCAGACUGGUUUCUAAAAACCAUCCCAAGCCACUAAAGGAAAAUCCCUGACAUGUCACCUGUCACAUGUAGCUUCCCAAGUGAGACUGCUUACAAGAAAUUUCAAAACAGUCAGAAGAAGGAGAUUUUAAAGCUGCACUCCUGAUAUUUUCCUUCUCAUAACAUCUCUUUUGUCAGUGAUCAAAAUUUAGCUCACCCUCUGCUUCUGGGCAGAGAAUGGUCUGCUCUGCAGACAAGCACAUAGAGGAGCGGCUUCAGCCAAGUGCCUUGGAGUGACAAAUGGCCAAGUCAGUGGCUUCUUUUCUUCUGUCUUUCAGGAUAGCCCUUUGCAGAGCCCUGAUUUUUGGUUUGCUCCUGCAGCCUCUACUGGCACAGCUUUCCACCAUCACACAGCCAAACAUUGUCCUGUUGAUGGCUGAUGAUCUUGGCAUAGGGGAUGUAGGUUGCUAUGGCAAUGAUACUAUCAGGACCCCAAACAUCGAUCGCUUGGCAAAAGAAGGAGUGAAACUGACCCAACACAUCGCUGCAGCUCCACUUUGCACUCCCAGCAGGGCAGCUUUCCUCACUGGCAGAUAUCCUCUCCGAUCAGGGAUGGAUGCUGUAAACAGCUACCGUGUUAUUUUCUGGAAUGGAGGCUCAGGAGGGCUUCCUCCAAACGAAACCACUUUUGCCAAAAUACUGCAGCAGCAAGGCUACAGCACAGGACUCAUAGGAAAGUGGCACCUGGGUGUUAACUGUGAAUCCCGCAAUGACCACUGUCAUCACCCUUUAAACCAUGGCUUCGACUAUUUUUAUGGCAUGCCUUUUACUUUAAUAAGUGACUGCCAACCAACCGAAACACCAGAGAUGGACAGAGGCUUUAGAAGGAAACUAUGGCUUUCCACUCAGGUGAUUGGCCUCAUUACACUCACUGCUGCACUGGGAAGACUUACUGGAUUGAUUUCAGUUCCCUGGAAAAUUAUGAUCUGCCUUCUUGGGUUUACUCUGCUGUAUUUCAUAUCCUGGUUCUCAAGUUAUGGAUUUGUACGAUACUGGAACUGCAUCAUGAUGAGAAAUCAUGAAGUAACUGAGCAGCCAAUGGUGACAGAAAGAACUACAUCUCUUAUCUUGAGAGAGUCCAUUUCAUUUAUUGAAAGAAAUAAACACAAGCCAUUCCUCCUCUUUCUUUCUUUUUUACAUUCCCACACUCCUCUCCUCACUACAAAGAAGUUUCUUGGGACAAGCAGGCAUGGCUUAUAUGGAGACAAUGUAGAGGAGAUGGACUGGAUGGUGGGCCAGGUUCUGGAUGCCAUUGAUAAGGAAGGCUUGCAAAAUACUACACUAGUUUACUUUGCCUCUGAUCAUGGUGGAUGGCUGGAAAGACAAGAAGGUGGAAGGCAGCUGGGAGGUUGGAAUGGAAUAUACAGAGGUGGAAAAGCUAUGGGAGGCUGGGAAGGAGGAAUCCGUGUCCCAGGGCUAUUUAGAUGGCCAGGAGUGUUGCCUGCAGGCACAGUUAUCAAUGAACCCACAAGCCUUAUGGACAUUUUUCCUACACUAGUUCAUCUGGCUGGAGGGGCACUACCCCAAGACAGGGUAGUUGAUGGCUGGGAUCUGAUGCCUUUACUACAAGGAAGAGUUGAGCACUCGGAGCACGAGUUCCUGUUUCAUUACUGUGGCGUUCACUUGCACGCUGUGAGGUGGCACCAGAAGGACAGUGGAGCCAUCUGGAAGGCUCAUUACAUGACCCCUGUCUUCCGUCCUUUUGGAGCUGGAGCAUGUUAUGAUAGAGGAUUUUGCCCAUGUUUUGGGGAAGAUGUGACCCAUCACGACCCUCCCCUGCUGUUUGACCUCUCACAAGACCCUUCUGAAGCCAAACCUCUGUCAGCUGACACUGAGCCCCUCUUUGACACUGUAAUAAAGAAGAUUGGAAGAGCCAUAGAAGAGCAUCGCAGGACAUUGACUUCAGUCCCAGAGCAGCUCUCUGUGUACAACGUGGUGUGGAAGCCAUGGUUGCAGCCAUGCUGUGGGACAUUCCCAUUCUGUUGGUGUGAUAAGGAAGAUGACAAUAAACUUGCCUACCUAUAAAGAAAAAGGCAAGCAAACAAACAAAAACCCCAAACCAGUUAAUUCCUCAAAAGUGUGUUUAGAUUGAGAGUAUUUUCUUUGGUAAAUUGAUAUAAAGGCUCCAUUAAAUAAACAGAAUUAUUCCAGUGAAUGGCACAA